UUUUCCGUUCCUCCAGUAGGAGGUGUUUAUGCACCAAUAACUUCGGAUACCAUCCGCAGAAACCCCCCAUCGAGGAAGAAGAACGCGCUUCCUGUCUCGUGUGUUUCUGCGCUGUGUGCGCGCAAACAUUUUGUUGUGAAGUAAACUGAGUAAUUUGUAGAAAUGGCCGAGGGGGAUAUUGAGGAUUUUAUUGAACAAAACAGGCAUUUGGCCGAGCUUGUAGAUACAUUUCGUGGCCUUUCAGAAAGUGAAAAACAGUGGAAGGCCAGGAGGGCAUUCCUAUUUAGAAAUAUAAACGAUUUUGAGGACCCACACAUUGAUCACCUGCUAGCAUUGUCCAUGGUGUGGGCCAAUAACGUGUUUCUUGGCUGUCGAUACAAUCCAGACCUCCUGGAAAAAGUGAAGGAAAUGGCUGAAGGUAUUGUUGUGGAGGAUGCACCUAUUUUCAGAACUAGAGACGAGAUCAUGAAAAAUCAGAAACGAUGAUUGAAGGACCUGUUCGGUUGUGGAUGGAUUACGUGACUGUCCAGCUUUACGUUCUGUUGUAUACUAUUUUUAAAUGUUUUUUUAUUCAAACUUUUUAAUCGUGUUUUACAAAAUAAUGUAAUAUAAACUGACAGUUUUAUACAUUAA
Esox lucius (northern pike) is the source of this 633-nucleotide messenger RNA. It is a transcript of the gene xtbd1, whose product is annotated as CDKN2A interacting protein N-terminal like. Bases 163 to 486 code for a protein of 107 amino acids. Lineage: Eukaryota; Metazoa; Chordata; Actinopteri; Esociformes; Esocidae. The transcript has 3 exons. The record is from RefSeq and is a predicted model, not a curated record.